CCACCUAGCCGUUGGUUGGACCGCCAAGGGAAGCAGCCAUUUUUGUUCCGGGAAAGGGAGUCUUCGCGAUCUUAAGAGGUGAAAGAAGUCACCCGCCGAUUUACUCUAGGGUUUUUAAAAAAUCACUCGACCGAGGUCUCACCGUAUAUUAAGCGGAGGUAAAUAAGGGGAACGCGGUGAGUAAUUAUACGGCGAACCGUCUUCCCCGCUGCCCUCACUCAAUAUGUCGGCGCGAUGCAGGCAAGGACCGCAAUCUUUUUAACAGGGAUGUUGCUUGUGCAAAAUGGCCGGCGAGAGAAGGUGGCGCUCUAGCGUGGCGUCUCUAUGACUUGAGCAUACUGGUGGAGUUCAGUUUUGCUGAGUUGGGGGCUGCAGAAUGAGCGGGCCCGAAAGAGUCAAAACGAGCAGGAAGGGAUCGGUGGCGGCUGCAGCGCGACAGGCGUGAUAGCUCUCAGUGUAGUGGUCGCCUCGGUUGCUCCUGCUCUAAGCCAGGCAUUGCCCAGCCUGCUUAGAGGGGCUGCUCUUUUGCUAAUCCGUCCUCUUUUCACUUUCAGGCUUUUUCUCCUCAAUCAUUAGGAUCCUCGUCCUGUUGCUCCCUUCCGUGCCUCAAUCCCUUCGUCCUGUCCCCACUUUUGCUUCCUGGGAUCUCGCCACCACUCCAGUCUACCCCGUUGCCGCACAUCUUCUAAAUUAUCCUCUGAUCUGACUUGCCCCUUAUCCGAACAGUCAUCGUAAUCCCCUCCACCCCUGUAUGUUUUUCAGCUACCCGACUCGAUCCUCCAGCGGCUGACCCUUAAAGCUUAAUCCGGCUCCAUCAGCUCCCUCUUCCGUGCUUGGCAUUUACCCAAUCUGAAAGUCCCCAUCCUGUUUCCCCACCCCUUUCAUUGCUCGAAAGCUGUCGCCUCCCACUUCUCUUUUUCCUUUCUUUACACAGAUCCCAUUUUCGCUCCCACCCUUGCAUGAUUCUUAGGGGGGGUUCUCUGCUACUCUUUACCCUUGGAAGGUUCUGCCCUGCCUACCUUCAACACUCUCGGGUCUUUCCUUCCGGGGUGUUAAAGCAGCCCCCCCCCGCCCUUUUGGCUGGAGCAGUCUCCCAUCUUCCGUUCUUUCAUUGCUUAGUUGCACUUUUGUUUCUUGGUGCCCUGCUUCUCCACUGCACUCAGAUUUAGGAGUAAACACCCCACCCUCUUAUUUUUUGUUUAACAAUUUCCUGAACUGCAAGUUUCCUCUUCGCUUGCAUGCUUGCUUCUUAUCGUUAAACCUCACUAGAUCAUUCUGGCUGCUUGCUUUUUGACCUCUUAGUCUUCUCUCAUGGGGACAUGUAAAGCGCUGGCUCUAAGCUAACUUUUAGUGCUUCAGUAUUUCUUCUUGUUGCUGUUAUAUUUGGGUUGGGGAAAAUCUGUGUGGUACAUAGCUCUAUACGGGUGGUAAUAGUAUUUGAAGAGGCUGAAGAGGAGGAUGCCAAGGAAACUGCUGUUACCUUAUAAAUCUGUGUUUUCUCACUCCCGAGUUCCGAGGGGUUUGCAUGAUUCCUUGGCAAUGAAUGCAGCCAGAAGUGGCUACCGGGUCUUCUCAGCAAACUCCACAGCAGCUUGCACUGAGCUGGCGAAGAGAAUCACUGAGCGUCUUGGUGCUGAGCUUGGAAAAUCUGUUGUGUAUCAAGAAACCAAUGGAGAAACAAGGGUUGAAAUCAAGGAAUCGGUCCGAGGCCAGGAUGUGUUCAUUAUUCAGACCAUCCCCAGAGAUGUGAAUACCGCAGUGAUGGAACUGCUGAUUAUGGCUUAUGCACUGAAGACGUCCUGCGCCAAAAACAUCACUGGGGUAAUUCCCUACUUCCCCUACAGCAAGCAAAGCAAAAUGAGGAAGAGAGGUUCAAUAGUCUGUAAACUUCUUGCUUCUAUGUUGGCCAAAGCAGGUUUGACCCACAUCAUCACUAUGGAUCUUCAUCAAAAAGAAAUCCAGGGCUUUUUCAGCUUUCCUGUGGAUAACUUGAGAGCAUCGCCUUUCUUGCUUCAGUAUAUACAAGAAGAGAUUCCUGAUUAUAGAAAUGCGGUAAUUGUAGCCAAGAGCCCUGAUGCUGCUAAGAGGGCCCAGUCUUAUGCUGAGCGGCUGCGGCUAGGAUUGGCGGUCAUUCAUGGGGAGGCUCAGUGCACGGAGCAAGACAUGGACGAUGGACGACACUCUCCUCCAACAGUUAAAAAUACUACGCUGCACACUGGUCUGGAACUGCCCUUGAUGAUGGCCAAAGAGAAACCACCCAUAACAGUAGUUGGAGAUGUUGGAGGCAGAAUUGCCAUCAUUGUGGAUGAUAUCAUUGAUGAUGUGGAAAGCUUUGUGGCAGCUGCAGAAAUCCUGAAAGAGCGUGGUGCUUACAAGAUCUUUGUCAUGGCCACUCAUGGGCUUUUGUCUGCAGAUGCUCCUCGUCUAAUUGAAGAGUCAUCAAUUGAUGAGGUGGUGGUCACCAAUACAGUUCCCCAUGAAGUGCAGAAACUGCAGUGUCCCAAGAUAAAGACUGUGGAUAUCAGUUUGAUCCUCUCUGAAGCAAUUCGCCGAAUCCACAAUGGGGAGUCCAUGGCUUACCUGUUCCGCAAUAUUACCAUGGAUGAUUAGAUUCUUUUUGUCAUUCUGCUAUCUGGUUUUCUCAAACAGAAGAGAGAAAGGAAUAUGCAUGAAAAAGCAGUGCCAUACAGUUGAUAGUAUACAAUUUGGUGGGGGGUAGGGAGUUUUUCAGUGGGGAUGGGUGUUGACUGAUGCCAUGAGAACUGAGAGUCUGAUUUUUACUGGUCUGACAGCUCUUUAUCUGGAGGCUCUUAGGUCAGGCUGCAAAUAGGCAUUUGGCAUGUACUUUAAAUUGUUUGAAUGAUACUCAUGGUGGCCUUUUGCUUCUGUUAAACAAAGUUAGUGUGUCACAAGGGGGCAAUUGGGGUUGACCUCGGUGGCUUACUACGAUUUUGCUUACUCCAUGAAUUCUCUAGGCACACGCUUCCUCAAGCUACUUGGAAGAAAGCAUGCUUGUUCUUGUACUGGUGGUAUGUGCAAUGCCCUCUUGCCAUUUUGAGAACCAUUCUUAAUCUCGUGGAUGCAGCAGAAUUUCCUUUUGUGAAAUCAUUUACUAAUUGGUUCAUUUUAUGGCAGCUUAGGUAAUUUCGUCAGCAAUAACAUAGCAUGAUGCUGUGGUUCCAAAGUUGUGGUAGAAACUAGACUGUGCUACCUCUUCUUAUUUAUAGAGUACUAGGCACUAAUCAUGCCUAGCUGGCAUAUAAGAGAGAUGUAGGACUUCUGUCAUUCUUGCUACUGAUUUGGAGAUUAAGCGCAGUGGAAGGACAUUUGUCUCUGGUUGUAUUCAGUAUUCACGCGAGUCCCAAGACUGAGGUAUGUUCUCCACAAAGGAUGGAGAGACCCAUGCAGUACCUUCCAGUGUCUUGCAUAGCUGUAUUCCCUAUUGCAAAAUGAUUAACCAAGUUAAAUGGUACUUUGUGAAUCCUUGAGGUUAGCAAUAUAGACUGACCCCUUCUAUUAACAUUAGGGUGGUUUAGCCUGCUUUGCAAAGCAGUGGCUUUUACACAUUUUAUUAUGAAGGCCUAUAGAAUUUCAUAUCUGUUUGUGUCUGUCUAUUAGAUUACAGCCCCUGGCUUGGAAACUGAGCUCCCUGCCCUUUGUGCAUUGUUCCCCCCUGCCCUGCCUUAACACCUGCUCCCGAAUGUCUGUGUCCCACCCAUCAGAUUCCUGCAAUCUGCUGGCAAACCCCUCUCAAUGUCUGGGAACCACUCAUCUUAUUCCUAUGCAUUGCCAACUUUUCAAUGCCAAGAGUUGAUCUUUUCAGAUCAAUUCCAAGCUUUUAAGAAACCCUCUUGCACAUUUGAUAAGAAUGUAUUAACCUAUAUGUAACACCAGCAAAAGAACUGCAUAUUUCCUUCCCAGAUGACUAUAGAGCAGGACUUGGACCUUCUAAAAUCUUUGAUUAUUUUUAGAUUGGUAACAGUUCAGAAGUUUGCUAACAACUUUCUUUAAAGUAGUUCUUAAAAUCACCUUGUUGAAAUGCUGUUUACUCAAACUAUAGUUUGGUCCCAAAAAAUUAAGAAUAUCACAGUUGCCAAUCAGGGUCAUUGGCAUCUUGCUUGGCUACCCAGCUGCUGGAAACAACUCACAAAGGCAGGGCUGCCAUAGGAAUGCGAGGCCAAGGAAGCAAAACCUGAUGCUGCUCCCCACGCCGAGCUGGCAGCUGCCUCUGAGGGCUGCUGUGCAGCAUGGCCCAGCCCAGGCUUCCUCACUCAGCACCGGUGUCAAGUGGUCCACUCAGUUCAGCCUGGCUUCUCUUGGCUUGGUCGUAGCCACUCUGUAGGGUCCCUAGAUCCAGCUCUUACAUUUUUUAACAUUUCAGUUGAAGGGAGAAUUGUUUCUGGGGCAGCUUCUCCCCCAUGGUAAGGAUGAUGAAGUGAAAAGAGGUCAACAACACCUGGCAAAAUCUUGCUGUUAAAAGUCGAUGCAAAGGGGACAAGAGCACUGUCAAACCAUGCAGCUCCGGCCCUUGUUCUUCUGCAGCUUCCAGAAACUUCUUGCCGGGUCAGUCCUUUCCUUCUAAUGGCUCCCAGCUUUCAUGUUGCUGUGCAAGAGGUUACUUCCCCAGACAUCAUUUUCUUCUUGACUACUUGAGCGCAGUAGUCUUCCAUGCCCCUCUGUGCAUCGUUGAACCUGCCCCCUUUCCUUCACCAACCUCUCUUUGGGCUCAGUGCCCCUUAGUCUUCCGGCCUCCUGCUAAGAGUGGCUUUGGCCAUUAUAGGAAGUACAGAAAAGGGGAUGAACAACUCAGGCAUGCUCUUUCGCAAUGUAAGGAGCAAGGUCAUGGGGAGUUGGGCGUUCCAUUACUCAUUCCAUUCCACUCUAAAUACUGCAUCAAAAGCACAGAAAGAAGAGGAUACCUAAUCUGACAUCUUGGCACAAUUUGUAAAAGCCCAAAUCACUUGCUUCUACAGCUCUUCUUUUCUCCGUCCCUUGCAGUAGGAGCUAUUGUAUAGGAGCAAUUAUAUUGCAAUAGGAACUAUUAAUAACCAACCUUAUUGAAGCUGAACUUUCUGAAUAGCCUGUUGGAACAGAUGGAACUUUUACACUGUAUGUUUUGCCCUGAGCAUUCAGUCUAUUGACAAAAACUAUAAAUACAGCUUCAUUACCUCAUCAGCUAGAACACUAAUAAGCAUUCCAUGACAUCAUAGCCAUUCAGCCAAUCUCUGCUGGAGGCUUCAAUAUCAUGGAUGUGCUUCAGUGCAUUACAAUAUAUAUGAAUGGAUUUUGGGAGCUCCCAAAUACCUGCACUGAAAGAAAAAGAAGAAAAGGAUUCUGCUAUGGUCUCACUCAUUCCAAACUAGUAUUAACAGACAUGUAGUUAAAGUCUGUUAGUUAACUAAUCCAAUCAACAACCACAUUAUAAGAGUUGUUGUAGCAAAGCAGAGCUACAGUACUAACAGUCAGGAUGACGGUAUGCUAAAACCACAGCAACCUACACUGGCACUGGAGUUUAAGUGCCUUGAAUGUGGAGUGGUAGUUCUAAUCCACAUCAGUAAUUCUACGAACAGAGCUGACUGUGGUGUACUUUCCAGAGUGAUUAACUUUGCGAUCUUGAUGCUAUUUAGACCAUCACCCUUAACUGCUUAAAAUUGCAGUCGAGGCUGUCAAGAAAGACCAUGCAGACCUUUUUUUCCUCCACUUUUUCUUGGAAACGAGGAGUUGUCCUUCAACUUUUCCCUACAUGUUCCCUCCCCCACCCCCCAGCAUAUGUAAGCACAUUUCAGUGUGUGUGAAAAGCGCAAACAUGAUGACUGAAACUCAAGGAAAAGCCUUGACUGUUCAGCAAGCAAAGGCUUCUCAGUUUGUGUAUGCAAAAGUGCAGAGGUCACAAGUUAGCUACCUUGCUGGCUCUCGUUGAUUCCAUAAGUAUGUAUGUCUGGACAUAGACUCCUUGUCGAGACACUAGUUUACAAGUGCUAUGCCCUCUCAGAUAACCCUCAGUAUAAGCAAUACAUUGGAAUAGGCUCACAACAGUUUUACUAGAAAUGGAGGCUGAAGUUACCUCACUUGGUUCAUUGCUAUGAUUUUUAUGAGCUUGGGUUCAAAGUCAGAUAUUUCUUAUAUAAAAAGAAUGUACUUUUAAAGUAUCGAUGGCACUGCCUAAAAUGUGGGUGAAGUCUGAAAUGUUGUGAUGUCUCCUUUCUGCUCAAGUGGUUUCAGGUUUGUGCUGGUUAUUAGUUGCCAGCUUUACAACCAUCAAAACCAUCCAUAUACAUAGUAGAGAGUAAAAAAAAAGUUUAUGCAUUAUCUGUACUGUUUUGUUCAAACAAUAUAUUGGGUUUAAUCUUC
Molecule: messenger RNA, 6351 nt
Organism: Varanus komodoensis (Komodo dragon)
Lineage: Eukaryota; Metazoa; Chordata; Lepidosauria; Squamata; Varanidae
Gene: PRPSAP1
Product: phosphoribosyl pyrophosphate synthetase associated protein 1
Exons: 10
Coding region: 1459-2610 (383 amino acids)
Biological process (GO): purine nucleotide biosynthetic process; 5-phosphoribose 1-diphosphate biosynthetic process
Cellular component (GO): ribose phosphate diphosphokinase complex; cytoplasm
Molecular function (GO): ribose phosphate diphosphokinase activity; magnesium ion binding
Source: RefSeq, a predicted model, not a curated record